CUAACACCGAAUUAAGGGAUAAAUUAGACUGGAAUUAAUAGUAAAUAAAUACUAAAUUGAUGAUAAUUAAGGAUAAAAUAAGAGUAUUUUAAAGAUAAAUUGAAGAAUAAGUUGAGGUGUGGAAAAGAAUAUAAGGGAGUAGUGUAAAAGGAAGUAAAAUUGGGAAAUUGACUGUUUUGUGGGAAUUAUCGCAGAAAGGAAAUUGUUAUAAAUAUUUUAUGUUAAUUUUUAUUGUUUUGGAAUUUUGUUAUUGUGAUGUGAUUAAUGGAUUGUGUUGUGUAAUUGAUGGAUUCUUGUAAAUCUGCCAAGUUGGUGGAUUCUUUUGAUAAUUCCUUCUACUCUGAGAAGAACUUAUACAAGAAGGACCGAAACCUCUCUGACUCACUCGGCGAUAACUUGGUUUAUGAACUCAAACAACUCGACUCGACCCUUGAUGAUCUUUUUCUUACCACUAAUCAACAACUUAAUACACAUUAUUCAAUACACAAGUUUCGCCUAAAGGUAUCAAGGCGUAUAAGUUCAUUUUCUUCAAUUUUAAAGAGUUUGUCGCGGCAAUGUGAGUCUCUUUCAAACUCGCAACAAAGAGUUAAGCUAUUCACUUUACAUCAGUUCUACAAUGACAGACUCAUGAAGCAUAAGAAUAGAUUGAGUGAGUGGUGGUCGAGGAAUGAGCGUCGUUACCAUGAUUUAUAUCUAUCAUCAAGAAUGGGUGCGUACGAGCCAAGUGAUGUUUCUGAGAAUGGGGACUCGGACGGUGAUGAAGGUUUCAUCACUAAAAAACUUAAGGACACCAGGAAUAUGAUGAUCUCACAAAUCAAUCAAAUGGACGCAGCUGAACCUUCACUCCUUCAAUCUUCACAAUAUAUUACACAACAAGUUUAUAUUCUCAACUUAUUGAAGAAUAAGUUUAGAAGCGUGAAGAUAACUUUUAACAUAGUAAAAAGAAGUGCUAUAAAGAGAUAUGGAGUGGUUAGAACCUGCUACUUUUUCUUUUUUGGCACUUGCAUUUUCAUCUUCAUCCGCAGAAUCAAAAUCCUAAGAUUAUUCAAUUUUGUGGUGAGAGUAGUUAAAAUCCCCGUCAAGUAUUUCAAGAGGAAAUAUCCAGUAAAUAACGUUGAAUUUUAAUGUAGUAUAAUUUGUUAAAUACCUA
Theileria parva strain Muguga is the source of this 1150-nucleotide messenger RNA. RefSeq names its product putative integral membrane protein. NCBI's taxonomy places the organism in Eukaryota, Apicomplexa, Aconoidasida, Piroplasmida, Theileriidae. Bases 286 to 1125 code for a protein of 279 amino acids. The transcript has 7 exons. The record is from RefSeq and is a predicted model, not a curated record.